Molecule: messenger RNA, 4392 nt
Organism: Herpailurus yagouaroundi (jaguarundi)
Lineage: Eukaryota; Metazoa; Chordata; Mammalia; Carnivora; Felidae
Gene: ANO1
Product: anoctamin 1
Exons: 25
Coding region: 17-2902 (961 amino acids)
Biological process (GO): chloride transmembrane transport
Cellular component (GO): plasma membrane
Molecular function (GO): protein dimerization activity; intracellularly calcium-gated chloride channel activity
Source: RefSeq, a predicted model, not a curated record
GGGGCCUCAUUCUUGGAUGAAGCUGCUGAACUCGCUGUCCGUGGACCCCGACGCCGAGUGCAAGCACGGCCUCUACCUCCGGGAUGGCAGACGCAAGGUGGACUACAUCCUGGUGUAUCACCCCAAGAGGCCCUCGGGCAGCAGGACCCUGGCCAGGAGGGUGCAGCACGGCGACACGGCCCCCGCAGCCCGCGGCACCAGGCAGGACCAGCCGCUGCCGGGCAAGGGGGACGUGGGGGCGGCGGGGGGCCCCGAGCCCCCGAUGGACUACCAUGAGGACGACAAGCGUUUCCGCAGGGAGGAGUACGAGGGGAACCUCCUGGAGGCCGGCCUGGAGCUGGAGCGGGACGAGGAGACUAAAAUUCACGGGGUUGGAUUUGUAAAAAUCCACGCGCCCUGGAACGUGCUGUGCAGAGAAGCCGAGUUUUUGAAACUGAAGAUGCCGACGAAGAAGCUGUAUCACAUUAACGAGACCCGUGGCCUCCUGAAAAAGAUCAACUCCGUGCUCCAGAAAAUCACGGACCCCAUCCAGCCCAAGGUGGCAGGGCACAGACCCCAGACCACAAAGAGACUGUCCUACCCCUUCUCCCGGGAGAAGCAGCACCUAUUUGACCUGUCUGACAAGGAUUCCUUUUUCGACAGCAAAACCCGGAGCACGAUAGUCUAUGAAAUCCUGAAAAGAACGACAUGUACCAAGGCCAAGUACAGCAUGGGGCAAGGAGAGGGAAGAAAGAAGGACUCUGCCCUUCUAAGUAAGAGGCGAAAAUGUAGUAAAUACGGUAUCACCAGCCUGCUGGCCAAUGGCGUUUACUCGGCCGCCUACCCCCUGCACGAUGGAGACUACGAAGGUGAAAACGUGGAGUUCAACGACAGAAAACUCCUGUACCAAGAGUGGGCGAGUUACGGCGUCUUCUACAAGUACCAGCCCAUCGACCUGGUCAGGAAGUACUUUGGGGAGAAGAUCGGCCUGUACUUUGCCUGGCUGGGCGUGUACACCCAGAUGCUCAUCCCCGCGUCCGUGGUGGGGAUCAUCGUCUUCCUGUACGGAUGUGCCACAGUCGACGAGAACAUCCCCAGCAUGGAGAUGUGUGACCAGAGACACAACAUCACCAUGUGCCCGCUGUGCGACAAGACCUGCAGCUACUGGAAGAUGAGCUCGGCGUGCGCCACGGCCCGGGCCAGCCACCUCUUCGACAACCCCGCCACCGUGUUCUUCUCCGUCUUCAUGGCCCUCUGGGCCGCCACCUUCAUGGAGCACUGGAAGCGGAAACAGAUGCGGCUCAAUUACCGCUGGGACCUCACCGGCUUCGAGGAAGAGGAGGAGGCCGUCAAGGACCAUCCCAGAGCCGAAUACGAAGCCAGAGUUUUGGAGAAGUCACUUAGGAAGGAAUCCAAAAGCAAAGAGAAGCGCCGGCAUAUUCCAGAGGAGUCAACAAACAAAUGGAAGCAGAGGGUUAAGACAGCCAUGGCGGGGGUGAAAUUGACAGACAAGGUGAAGCUGACCUGGAGAGAUCGGUUCCCAGCCUACGUCACCAACUUGGUCUCCAUUGUCUUCAUGGUAAGUUCCGGAAGGCUGAGGCGGGAGAGGUCAGGGAGGCCCACGGGGAGAGGUGUGUGCUCGCCCGGACCAGAGCCGGCUAUCAACGUGACAUUUGCUCUCGUCCCAGGGUGCAGGGUAGGGGGAGGCCCCGAAUGUUCCGUCUCGUCUCACCCCCGUGGGUUUGGGAGUAAUACACAGCACGGCAGUCCUGGCUCAGCCUGGGGGUGUGCUCGGGGCAGGGGGGGGGGGGCUCCAGCCCCUUCCUCGGGGUCUCCCCGCGCUGCCCCUCCUCUCCCACUGCCCCCGCCUCGUUGCAGGUUUGUUGGCCGCCCGGGUGACUACGUGUACAUUUUCCGUUCUUUCCGGAUGGAGGAGUGUGCCCCAGGGGGCUGCCUGAUGGAGCUCUGUAUCCAGCUCAGCAUCAUCAUGCUGGGCAAGCAGCUCAUUCAAAACAACCUGUUUGAGAUCGGCAUCCCGAAGAUGAAGAAGUUCAUCCGCUACCUGAGGCUCAGGCGCCAGAGCCCCCCCGACCACGACGAGUACGGGAAGAAGAGGCAGCGCUACGAGGCGGAUUACACGCUGGAGCCUUUCGCCGGCCUCACCCCAGAGUACAUGGAGAUGAUAAUCCAGUUUGGCUUUGUCACCUUGUUCGUCGCGUCCUUCCCCCUGGCCCCACUGUUCGCGCUGCUGAAUAACAUCAUCGAGAUCCGCCUGGACGCCAAAAAGUUUGUCACCGAGCUCCGCAGGCCGGUGGCCGUCAGAGCCAAAGACAUCGGAAUCUGGUACAAUAUUCUCCGAGGUGUCGGGAAGCUGGCGGUCAUCAUCAACGCGUUCGUGAUCUCCUUCACGUCCGACUUCAUCCCUCGCCUGGUGUACCUGUACAUGUACAGCCAUAACGGGACCAUGCACGGCUUUGUCAACCACACCCUCUCCUCCUUCAACGUCAGUGACUUCCAGAACGGCACGGCCCCCAACGACCCCCUGGAUCUGGGCUACGAGGUGCAGAUCUGCAGGUACAAGGACUACCGGGAGCCCCCGUGGUCGGAGCACAAGUAUGACAUCUCCAAGGACUUCUGGGCUGUGCUGGCAGCCCGGCUGGCCUUUGUCAUUGUCUUCCAGAACCUGGUCAUGUUCAUGAGUGACUUUGUGGACUGGGUCAUCCCAGACAUCCCCAAGGACAUCAGCCAGCAGAUCCACAAGGAGAAGGUCCUCAUGGUGGAGCUGUUCAUGAGGGAGGAGCAGGGCAAGCAGCGGCUGCUGGGCACGUGGAUGGAGAAGGACCGGAAGAAGCAAGAGCCCUGCAACAGUCACGGCCCCAAAGCCGGCCUGGACAGCCCCGAGUACCCCGGGGGCGCCCUGUAGCUGCCCCUGGCCUCCAGGCCGCCGGGCCCCCUCCGCCGGGCCCCGGGGCUCCUGUGUUCGCGGAGAACCUGGAAGCCCACCUUCUGAUAGGACAACCUCUUCCUGUCUUCUUUUUCUGUUGUUUUUUUUUUCCUCCUCGUUUUUGCACAAAACUGUUACGCAGGGAAUUUUUUUUAUCUUUAGUAUUCAAGGAUAAUCAAAAUGAUCGCUGGGGAUAGGGUGAUAACACGCGGGAAUGCGGGCGCUUUGCAGAAACACUUCUUGGGGACCGUGGGUUUCCUUUGCAGCGGAACGUGAGCAGAGGCCUCCAGAAAGCGUCUUUUCUAACCCCGCCUGAUGCCUUUAGAGAGACGAAAAGGUGUCCCAGAGCAUCGGGGCAAACGCCGUGCGGUACUGGAGGGAGAAUGGAAAAAUGAGGUUGACACCAGUCCCAGAAGGCAUCACCUGCCUCCGGGUCGGAAAAGUCCGACGGCUUUUCAUCUUCUGUUUCCGGUUAGUUCAGAAACCGAGUCACUGUGGCCAGAAAGAGGUGCCUGUGAGUUUAGAAUUUGCUCUUGGAGCACAGCAGGGCUCGGGUGUCCCCGAGGAAGCAGGCGACCCGCACCUCCGGGGUCCCCACCCCCACCGCCAGCCACACACCUGCCCCACCACCACGAGCCGAGUUCGUCCUCUUGGUGGGACAGAAAGAAAAAGAAAAGAAAAGAAAAGAAAACCGGGUCGACAGGAACAUGAGCAGAGAGAGAGGACCUCGGAGGCAUUUCUAAAGACGGCUUCAGGUUUCAAGAAGUCUUAAGGCAUCAGGAAAACAUUUGCAGCUUUAGAAUAUUUAUUGGGUUUUUAAUCAAUUCUAUGGUGGAUGUGAGGGUUUUUUUCUGUAGCUCAAACGUGGAAGGAGUUUAUUAGUUAACCAGAUAUCAUUGAGAGGAAUUUAAAAUACUGUUACUACCAAAGAUUUUUAUUAAUAAAGCCUUCUAUUUUGGUAACACUUCUCUAUAUUUUUACUUACAGGAAUGUUACUGUUGGACAGUUACCACUUUAACGCUUGUAAAAACAAGUCUCCUAGAUGACAUGAGCACUCUAAAUUUGCAGCAAUUACCCUAACCAAUUACCUGAAGUUUCUCAAGCACCGAGAGAAACACAGGAAAUGUUUCACCAAAGAAAGGGAAGAAAACGUAAAAGUGUUUGUCUUGAACAUGCGGUUGGGUGUGAUAUGAUUCCCUUACGUCGCCAACUGUGAUCGAAGUCCGUAGGUGCCAUAGAUUUUCGCUAUUUGCUAAGCUCGUGCGGUCUGAUGCUUCUGUUUUCUCUUGUACAGUGAGUAGCUUGAAAUGGGGUUUUUGUAUAUAAACAUUGUAUUAAAAAUUAGGUGAUUACCAAAAAUCCUUUUAUGGAAACCACUUUUUAAAAAAAAAAAAAAAAGCGUGUACACAAAUCCGCAGAGGAUCGCGGCUGAAGGUUCACUCAACUAAAUAAAUUUGGAUACACGACCA